Molecule: messenger RNA, 573 nt
Organism: Stereum hirsutum FP-91666 SS1
Lineage: Eukaryota; Fungi; Basidiomycota; Agaricomycetes; Russulales; Stereaceae
Product: ribose 5-phosphate isomerase
Exons: 3
Coding region: 1-513 (170 amino acids)
Biological process (GO): carbohydrate metabolic process
Cellular component (GO): intracellular anatomical structure
Molecular function (GO): isomerase activity
Source: RefSeq, a predicted model, not a curated record
AUGACUACCCCAACUACCCCGCAAUGGCGCAUCGUCGUCGGCUGUGAUGAUGCUGGUCUCACAUACAAAGAUCUUCUGAAAGCUGACCUCAAACGCGAUCCACGCGUCGUCGAGGUCAUCGACGUAGGCGUCAACGGCGACGAGACGACACACUACCCACACGUCGCCGUAGCCGCUGCACGAAAAGUGGCAGCUGGCGAAGCCGACAGAGCGCUGCUCAUUUGCGGGACUGGUCUUGGCGUGGCCAUCUCCGCCAACAAAGUCCCCUCCAUCCGCGCCGUAACAGCACACGACUCCUUCUCUGUGGAACGUGCCGUUCUCUCCAAUGACGCCCAAGUCCUCUGCAUGGGCCAGCGUGUCAUCGGUAUCGAGCUUGCGAGGAGACUAGCCAAAGAAUGGCUGGGAUAUGUGUUUGAUCCAAGUUCGAAGAGCGCGGAGAAAGUUGAUGCGAUUUCUAAAUACGAGGAGAAGGGAGCUAGUCUUGUAGAUGGGACUGCGGUGGCGGCGUGCUGAUCAGAUUGCUACGUUGUUGACACUCCUGUUAUACUAUUGAGAUGCUUCAUUCCUUGUGAC